GCCAUAGCUAAUGACUGUCCGAGUGCAGGAGAAGGAUUUCAACGAAGUAAUCCAGAAAUACAGUCCAGCUUUUUUUGACUUUGCAGAAAAUGUUGUGCUCAAGUCUGCCCCCAUAGAGUACAAAGCAAGCAAGUUAUUCGUCACUCUUGGUGCUAUAGGAAUGUUCCAAUUUGCCAUUCCCAUAGUACACUGGCCUCUAGAAAUCAUUGCCAAGUUUCUACAGUUCUCAUUUCUGUUUACUUGUGGUGCCAAGGAGCUUCGCAGAGGCUUCAGCAAAAGCUCCUCGGUCAACCUCGUCAAGUCUUUGCUUAUAACAUUCGUUGUGGUCGUGUCAUUGCAAACGAUACCCAGCGUGCUCUUUGAUAUUCACUAUCAUUUCGGAGCGCUGUGGCAUUUCUGCCUUCCUGUGCUUUUGCUUUCUCUACCAAGCCCCCAAGAGGACGAUAGGACAGUGGCAAUAUUCCUAUGUGAAGUCUUCUUGUCUAGCAUUCUGAAUAUAAUCACGGCAACCAUGACCGGAAUGUUGCCAGAGAUUGACCUCCAAGAUGAUGCCCAGAGGGUUCCAGCUUUGUUUGCUUUCUCAGCUUUAGCUAUCUCCCUCUGGCUUGGUCUGUUGAGAGAAACAACAGCUUAUCUUCUUAUCUGGGGCUCAAUCUUGCUAUCCACCGUCAAAGUGAUCAGCCAAGACCAGGUGCAGAAGCAGCAAGAUCCGGCUGGGUACUACAACCAAAUGACAGUAUGGCACAAUCUAUUGGCAAUCUGGCUUUGGGGCUUCUUGAUCUCCACCAUACAGUCUCUUGCCAUUCCGGGCCUUGUGUCCAUCAAGGACCUCAUACUUUACCAUCUACCGAGCUACUUUUUGUGGGCGACUCUGUUCAUACUUGCAAUGAUGUUGACCAAGAAGACGGAAAAGUCGCAUGUUGCCGACACUUGGUAUGCGAGGUGGCUCAGAGGCUCUUCAUAGCCAUAUGCAUCAAGAUCCACAGCUGUUUAUAUACCCCUACACGUAUGCACGGUAUGGCUGGACAAGCGUUGGCCCAUCCUUGUACUGCGCGAGCUCCUCAGUCGAUUCUCUCCGAUCUUCUGCCGAUCUGUUUGUGUACGUCGUUUGGAAUAGCGAGAGAAGAGCCAGCGCAAGCAGAGAAUGUUAUGAAAACGCCUUGUGUGGACGACGUCGACGAGAGAAACG
Messenger RNA from Cryptococcus amylolentus CBS 6039, 1189 nucleotides. RefSeq lists its product as hypothetical. The coding region runs from base 11 to 964 and encodes 317 amino acids. The record is from RefSeq and is a predicted model, not a curated record. Lineage: Eukaryota; Fungi; Basidiomycota; Tremellomycetes; Tremellales; Cryptococcaceae. The transcript is spliced from 6 exons.